AUGACACUAUCGGCGGGCAUCGGCAUAACACUACACCCAUAUUGCCAACACAUGUGGCAACUCUACUUAUGCGCGUUUUGCACGUCAGUGGGCGGCGGUGUUUGGGACAGCGGUAACCAAGUGUGGAGUAUCGAGAUGUGGGGUUCCCGGAGCCCAUCAGUUUUGCAACUGACCCAGAUGGCUUACGCAGCCGGUUGUGCCCUAUCACCGUUACUGUCCCGGGAAUUUCUGUUGGGCGACAUGUACCGGCACGGCCACCAUGAUCACGAUGACCACCACCAUCAUCACACUAGUCCAAAGCCCCUACACUACUGGAUGGACAAUAUUACACAUGAGGCAGAUAUUAAUUACUCGGUGGACAGACGCCCGCGACUUAAGAUACCCUAUAUGAUUGUGGGCGCGAUUGGGUUAAUUACCGUAUCGUUUGUGGUGUUGCAAUUUAGCCAGAUGUGCAUGACACGUAUCUGGGUGGUUAACGCAUUUAUAGGUUACGGCUUCUCAGCGAUGUAUCCGUUGUACUAUUCAUUUACGGACAAACAUUUGACGUUCACUAAUAAAAUCUCGUCGAUAGUGUCGAUCGCUUCGCAGUGUUUCCCAUUAAUGUCACCCUUUCUUAUCGGACCACUCAUUGAAGAUCACCCGCACGUACUGUUGGACCUCGAGUUUGGUUAUCUCGCGCUAUACGUGUGCGCCCUAAUCACGGGUAUAGGCGGCGGUGCGUGGGAUAGCGGUAACCAAGUGUGGACUAUAGAGUUGUGGGGCUCCCGGAGCCCAUCGGUUCUGCAAUUAUCGCAAAUGAUGUUUGGCUUGGGCUCAGUGUUGGCCCCAUUGAUAGCCCAGCCCUAUGUGUUGGGCGAUCUGUCCGAUAAUAACGCGAUGACAACGACCGAGACGUUAGGGUCAACUGUUAGCGAUGUUAACAAUACGGAUAUUAAUUACCUAAUGGAUAGACGGCCGGCGCUUAUCAUACCGUAUAUUACUGUUGGUGCCAUUGGGCUAAUAUGUAUGCAUAUACUCUAA
Molecule: messenger RNA, 1020 nt
Organism: Medioppia subpectinata
Lineage: Eukaryota; Metazoa; Arthropoda; Arachnida; Sarcoptiformes; Oppiidae
Source: the annotation of a GenBank genome assembly